Molecule: messenger RNA, 4213 nt
Organism: Brienomyrus brachyistius
Lineage: Eukaryota; Metazoa; Chordata; Actinopteri; Osteoglossiformes; Mormyridae
Product: E3 SUMO-protein ligase ZBED1-like
Exons: 2
Coding region: 420-2195 (591 amino acids)
Molecular function (GO): protein dimerization activity; DNA binding
Source: RefSeq, a predicted model, not a curated record
CUGUAUGUGAAUCCUGUUACAGAUUUACUAUUUUCCAUCAUAGUUGCUGACAUGUUGUCUAAAAUCAUAGUUCUCAUUAGAUGGUAGUGUUAGCCCUGCUUAUGUUAGUAUUAACUAGAGAUGCGAUACUGGAAACUGCUGCAUAGAAUCUGUUUCGAGGUUUCAAAGCCACUAAGCCGAAGCUUGCUUCGUUUCGACGUGGUAACGUGAUGAUGACGUUUGAAGUGUUUCUGAACUCGGGUCAGAUUCAUUUUCGCGAACCCCGUCGUUUCAUUACGGGUAACAGGUCUCAGAACGGUAGCUGUGUACCGUCAGUUCGUCAACGCCCAGUUUCCCAAUAAGUGAUCUGAAACACUAACAAUCUUAUGGUUUGUAUAGAAGGCGAGAGAAAAAAACUAUAUUUUUAGGCUAAAUAUAAUAUGGAUCAGUAUAGUAAAAGACCCCGUUCUCAAGCAUGGGAACAUUUUACUGUACUUCACGGAGAAUCAAAGGUACGAUGCCGAAUAUGUUCUCAAAGACUGACAUUUGCAGGUAAUACGUCAUCCAUGCUGAGGCAUCUUCGAGCAAAACACCCCAGCAGCUCAGCUUUGUGUACUCUAGGUUCUCAGCAUACUGGACCUGUCCCGUCAGGUAAACAAAGAGAAGUUGAUGAGGCUGUGUUGAAUAUGAUAAUAAAAGACUUGCAACCAUUCUCCAUUGUAGAGGAUGAAGGAUUCAGGGCUUUUGUUGAAAGUCUUGACCCGUCAUGUAUUAUCCCUACUAGCAAAGCUCUGAAGAAUAUGGUGCAUGAAAAAUACCAGGAAGCUAAAAGGAAAACUGUAGGCGAACUGGAAGAAGUGAAGUUUGUGAGUCUUACAGCAGAUAUGUGGACUUCAGUCAACAUGGAUGUUUGCUUGGGAAUGACUUGUCAUUAUAUUACAGAGAAGUCAGAACUUGACACUGCUCUACUGGGAGUGAAAAAGCUUUCGCAGACUCAUAGAGCAGAAGAUAUUAAGGAAGCAAAAACAGCAAUGCUGUCAGAUUGGGGUCUCAGUGGCAAAGUGAAUUGUCUAGUCACACACAAUGCAGCAAACAUGAUUGCCUACGCCGAUCUGCUCCAAGUCAGACAUGUGCCCUGUUUUGCCCACACCCUAAAUUCACUUGUGAAGAAGGCCAUGGCACAAACUGACGGUCUCCAGGGUAUCCGCCACAGGACAAGACAAAUUGUUGGGUUAUUGAAAGCCAGCACCACAGCACAAGAGAGACUAUCUAAUAUGCAGGACCAGAUGGGCAUGCAGAAGAUGAAGUUAGUACAAGAAGUAGAGGCAAGAUGGAGCAGUACCUUCCUUAUGCUGCAGAGAAUUCAUCAGCUGCGUGAGCCUGUGGGGGCAGUCUUGGCCACCCUCAAAACAGACAUCACCCCGCUGUCUAGUGCUGAAUAUGAUACUGUUAAAUAUUGCCUCAGUGUUCUUGCGCCAUUUUUUCACGCCGCCACUGAACUUUCCGAAGAGAAAAGAGUAUCUGCAUCAAAAGUCAUACCAAUUAUCACAAUGAUACAGCACAAUUUGACAGAGAAAUGUGCCCUUAAUCAUAAUCAGGUAGCCUCUGUUUUGAGUUCAAAUCUGCAGCGUUGUCUUAAUGUACAUUACGGAGGUGCAGAGUCAGUGAAUGUGUUGGCGCUGGCAACAUUACUUGACCCGCGCUUUAAAACGAUAGCAUUCGGAAACCCUCAACAUGCACAACAGGCAGAGAGAUCUCUUAUAGCUGAAUGUGCUUCUCUUCUUCCUCAAUCUGGACCUCCCCAUUCUUUAAAAGGCAGCAGUUUGCAGCAAUUGAAAAUGGAGACAUCUACAGAUGAGACACCUGGUCCUUCUGCUACAAGCUCGGGCAAAGAUAGUCUUUGGGAACUUUUGGACAGCAGCGUCACGGAGGCCCAGAAGGUGCACAGCUCCACAGCAGAUGCGGCGGCUGAAGUGAUGAGAUACCUCAACAGUCCUUAUCUUCCUCGAACAGGGGAUCCUCUGGAUUUCUGGAGAAAGCAUUCUGCCAUCUAUCCUCAUCUUUUCACGCUUGCCAGGAAAUAUCUUUCAAUGCCCGCUUCUUCUGUUCCCUGCAGUCACAUCUUUUCUAAGGCAGGGGAAAUAAUGUGUCAGAAGAGGAAUCGCCUCAGUCCUUCAACUCUUGAAAAGAUUCUGUUUUUAAAUAAAAACCUUUGACUCUUCUGCAUCAGUUUCCAUUCCAUUCCUCGGUGCUUCACAAACGCACCCCAGGCUCUGCUGCAGUAAUGCAAUUUCUACAAGAGUAAAGGCAAAAAAGAUUUUAAGGGCUUACAAGGUUUAAAGUCAGCAAAGAAUAUAUUGCUUAAAUGCUAGAUAGAGGCUUAUACCAUUAUUUCUCAGGAGUAUUUAAUUUGAAAUGGACAUUGUAAAGCUCUUGUAACACAGACGCUCCUCUACUUAUGAAUCAGAUGCAUUCAGAACGGCCGUUCAUAACUUGAAAUGUUUGUUAAUCAUUAUGCAACAUCAUUUUUAGGGCAUACGCAAAUACAAAGAACUAGGAUGCUGGGAGUACGCUCGCUACGCUGCUGCGCGGCGGGAGUAGCAGACAGAAGUCGUACUGGGCGGAACUGGCAUGCAGAAAAAAAAAUGGUGUUGCGGACAGGAAACGGGAGCCCAAUGAACACAAUUUGGACUUACAGUCCUCUUCGUUUGUAUGUCUGAAAGCUCGUAAGUUGAAAGUUCGUAAGUAGAGGAGCGUCUGUACUUGUAUUACUUUUCAGGGGUCGAUAACCUGAGCUUUUGUAUAACUCUGUAUUGUGUAUGUUACUGGAAGGUAUUCCCUUUUUCCAAGAUGAUGGUGUGAGCCUUUAACAGGGUGCUUAGUGUGGUCGCAGUUACUUCUGUGGGGUGCGGAACCUCCUGUGUUAUUUGUGGGGCAGAUCUUGAAAGUAUGGAAAGAAAAGUACAUUGACUAUAGUUGAGAGAUUUUUGUGAUGCUGUAUAAUAAUCCUGUUAUGGAGUCCUAAAUAUUGCACGGGACUUGUGCGGUGCCAUAAAGUAUAAAUAUUAAUAGUGCUAUUAAUUUUUUGAGUUUUGCCGUGGGAAUGUGUGAUAUCCCUUAUGGCAUACAAUAGAACUGUGAUGAUCAGUCAACAUCUGUAUUGCUACAUGAAUGUAAAGAUGCCACAUGCCAAGCUGACGUCACGUAUCAGAAAUCUUAGAUGGAUAAUUUAAGUGUAUGUUGAUUUCAUUGGAUAGUUUUGGCAAUCUUUUAAUAGUCACUGUAACUUUGAUGUCUUGUGAUGGGCUAUUUUCAAGUGUGUAUUCAUUCUUAAAACACAACGUCCUUGCAGUAUACUGUAAACAGGCAUACCCUGCCAUUUCUAUGUGUAAACACAUUUAAUUAUGUUCCUCCAAUCACUGUAGUCUACUGCUGACCUCAUAGUCCCAUGUCACUCUGCCUGUAGGCCGUAUUUUAUAAAUACUAGAAAAAAAAAAUACUGUUUGGUUCACAACCUGCGGCCCAGGUCGCAAAUGUGGACCACAGUUCAUUCAGUACAACACACAAAAUGAGUGCGGAAUAUCCUGGGUCCUCUACGUGAGUUUCCAGUAGGCCGACACUUCAGAGUCAACUGUCAAUAGGUUUCAAGUAGUGGUGAGACUUCUUUGAAAAUGUUGAGGGGAGACAAGUCAUGCGAUAAACAACGAAAGAUAUGCUACCCUCUUUCAAGUCUGGCAUACAGAACCACUUUGGAUUUUAUAAUAACUCGCAGUGGCAGUGGGAAAGAAGUUGUCGAUAAAAUUUCAAAAAUACACAAGCACUGCUCGACGUAUUAUAGACUAGUAGUAACGCAUCGAACAUUCCUGGUAGGGCUUGGCAAGAUAUAUGAUGGCAUGGCUGAACAUGCAGACUCCACACACGGAGCAAUGGCUGAGACUCAGUGCCUGAUCCAGUGAUGUGAGGCAACAGUGCUAACCACUGCAUCACAGUUGUCCCUGAUUUGUUUUUUUUUUAAAAAUAUUUACAUGAACCUGGAAGAAAGUAUUGUACUUUUAAAGUAAUCCAUGUGUAACAAAAAAAAAAUAAUGCAAUAAAUCGUGACUCAGUGGCAAAGUGACCCAUAGAAAUAUUUGAAUUUUCACACAUGCUUUUGGGAUGCUGUUAUGGGUCAUAGACACAUUAUCACACAUUAAGAGGACCUCUUACAAUUUUUCAUCAUCCGAAAUAAAAAUAU